UGCGAUCCGAUCCACCGUUUGAUUCAUUUCCCCACUUGAUCUACAUUGAACAACCAUGGGACGUAGCGCAAAGUUCUUUAAACGACCAACCCGAAAGGAAAAGGAACAGCGAGCUUUGAACCCCACCAUUGCUCCAGUGGAUGGAGGCAUUUCCAAAAACAAGAAGCAUGCCAACGUUCGAGAAGAAGCGAAGAAGGCGCUCGAACAGACGCUGAAGGAAGGUCACAUCGCCGACCAAGACAUCGAUAUGGGUGACACUAAAGCUAAUGCGGAAACCCCUCUGAAGCAGAAGGAAGAAGAGGUCGAAAAGAGAGAUUAUGUUGAUAUAUUGACAGGCAAGCGAACCUACCGAAAACCCACUGGCAAAUUCAACAAACGACACACUAUUAAAUAGAUUUACAAACCUCACUUCACUCUACAUUACAACUGCCCCCCCCCGUCAACAAAAGGAUACCUGUUAAGCAAUUAUCAAAAUAAAGAACUUUUUUAUAAUAAGAAAAGAGGAAAAUGU
Molecule: messenger RNA, 511 nt
Organism: Umbelopsis ramanniana AG
Lineage: Eukaryota; Fungi; Mucoromycota; Umbelopsidomycetes; Umbelopsidales; Umbelopsidaceae
Exons: 1
Coding region: 56-394 (112 amino acids)
Source: RefSeq, a predicted model, not a curated record